AAAUAACUUUAUUUUCUAAAUGAAAAAAUUCAACGUUUUGAAAAAUAAUCAAGAUUUUACUACGCAUUUUGUUUAUACCCAUUCUAUACAACGCACAUUGCAAAAAAUGUCAGCUGUCAAAAUUGUAGCGAUGGCGGGUUAAAUGAACACAGUGAAAAUAUAAUUGAUCUAAAUGACUACGUUGAGUGGACACAAUGAUUGUAUUAUUUCAAAUGAUAUUAUGUACUGGCAAACAAUUAUUUCAAUUUAUAUUCAGCAAAAUUUAUAGUACAUAUUUUCCGUUUAAUGAUGACACGCAAAAUAGGGUUAGAUGUAUAUACGAAGGAGAACCCGCCUGUUAUGAUUCCGAAAGAGGCCUACAAUUUAGUCCACCAUUGUAUUCUCAACGUUAUUUGGCUGUGCAAGAUUUGAUACGAGAUGAGCGAUGGAAUGGAAAAAUUCAUAAAAUUGUAGAUUUUGGAUGUGCAGAGUUAAAAUUCUUUAAAUAUACCAAAAAUAUGCGGGGAGUCCAUGAAGUACUGGAAGUAGACAUACAAAGUUCAACACUCGAAUCAAAUAUAUAUCGUGUUCAACCAUUAAUAGUUGAUUUUAUUCAACGACGAUCAGAAGCCUUAGAUGUAUCUGUACUAGCUGGAAGUAUUGCAGAUCCGGAUCCACGUUUAUUAAAUACGGAUAUGGUAGUUGCUAUAGAAAUAAUUGAACACCUGUAUCCUGAUACUUUAGAGGCGAUACCAUACAAUAUUUUUGAGUUUAUAAAACCUUGUGUGGUUGUUUUUACAACACCUAAUGUCGAUUUUAAUGUUUUAUUUCCACCAAGAAGUACUUUUCGUCACGAUGAUCAUAAAUUUGAAUGGACAAGACGGCAAUUUCAAGACUGGGCGUAUAAUAUUGUGGCAAGAUUUCCAGAGUAUGCUGUAUGGUUUGAUGGUGUUGGUGCAUUACCCGCUGGUACGCUAGAAAAUUUAGGUUGUUGCACACAAAUGGCAAUAUUUCACAAUCCAGAUUAUAAGUCACGUAAAUUACGUGAAAAUGAUGACUACAAAUCGUACGGAAUAUGUACAUACAAAAGUUUUACAGUAGCUAACGAUCAUCCAAUGUAUAUCGAUGAGAAAUAUACGCGUCCAUGUUAUUAUAAAUUAAUUACAGAAGUGAAUUUCCCAUACGAAGAAGUGGAUGAGCUAUCACAUAAUGAUAAAAUAUUAAAUGAAGUUAUGUACAGAUUAACAAUUUAUGGAGUGGAAUAUGGUUUAUAUUUUAAUUAUACCAAAUGGCGAUCAGAAGUACCGGUUACGUUUUUACAUACAUUCGUUCGGGAUUUAUGUACUUUAGAUGAAUUAGUAAUAAUAUUAAAAGAUCAUUACAUAAUGGAAAAUCGUUUAAUUGACGACACGAUACAAAUGUGUGUUAUAUACGAAAUUAAUGAUACAUCGUCAGAAAGAACCACCAGUAUAAGUAGCGAUGCUGCUAGUGAAUCUCAAUUACAUGUAAUUAAUGCUUCGGAUUCUGAUUGGGAAACAGUACAAUAUUCGGACCCAAAAUAUUCAAAUAGUUCUUUAAUAUUAAAAAGCCAUGCAUGCACUGAUGAUAAUUUAUCUGAAAAAAUGCUUGAAGAAGUUGAAAUUCAAAGUAUAUUACCAAAGGAUGUGGGAAUUAACUGUAAUUUAAGUGAAGAAGCAGUUGGUGAAGUUCUACAAACCGUUGUGAUACCUUCAACAAGAUCAAUACUUAGUGAAGUUGGAACAAAUCAAAUAACUUCGUUGCCGAAAGAUGAAUUGAAACUAGUCGAUGAAUUCGAUAAGAAAAUAGAUGCUGAUACUUUAAUUGAGAAGAAUAAAGUAGAAUCUUUAUUACCAUUUAUAGAAUUUCGACCACCGAGUGCUGAACUUCGAACAAAAUCCGAGAUUGUUGGUAAUGGAUCUCAUCAAAAAACCGAUAAAAAAACUAUUAAAUCCAAUUCGAAACAAAUUGAAAUUAAUGUAAAAUUACAAAAUUCGAAAAGUAAACUCACAUCAGCGAAAUUAAACGAUUUGAAAUUUCAAGUGUUUCCUCCGGUUGUUGAUUUAAAUAAACCUGAAGAAUUGAAACCUCAAAUCGUAAACCUACCUAAUGUACCGCUUCCUCUACCUCCACGUAUAGUUGAAAAUGGUGAUUUAAUAAAUAAUAAUCGUGAUCGUGAAGGUAACAACUACGAGGCAGUUGACGAUGAAAAUGGUUUGGAGAAUAAUCUUGAAGAUUGGAAUUUUGAUCAACACAAUGAGAAUCAUAUUGUACGCGUUGAUGAUAUUGUACCAGUGAUACCAGAAGUACGUUUAAAAGACCGUGCUGCCGAAGAUGUCAUUGAAUAUAUUAUACCUGGGAAAAAGGGUCCCCAUGAUCUUAUUAGGGAUCUAGUCGAGCAUGUUCCCGAGCCCGAGCCAAUAAAUUAUCAAUCAUAUCAAGUAAACGAUUUUCCAAUACGGCCAGAUAAGAGUAGAUACUCUGUUUAUUUUAGGAACGAGUCAGAUAUGUAUCGAAAUAAUGGCGAAACGGCAUCUGGUCAAAGCACUAGUUCGUUAGAAGUAAAUACUUCCAAUGCGGAUGCUGAUGAACUUUCAGUCUUAUCAGACCGUCAUCCAAGUGUUCAUUUUGAUGUAUCUAACGGAAGCGAAGUUAGUGAGAAUUCCGUUUAUCAUGAAUUAAUGCCUGAACCAUUCCCAGAAUGGCUGGUUCGUUUAAUGCCAGUUGUUAAUUUGGAACAUCACGAAACGUUAGAUUAUUUAUCACAAGGAGAUAAUCUAACUGUCAACCCAAAUGAUGAUUUCGAAGAAUCAUCGAGUGCGGCUAGUGAUAAUAAUGUAGAUGCUGAUGAUGAAGAUAAUGGAUCGGCUGAUAUUCUAGGCAUUGAUGAUUCGAAUCCAGGCCUUGCUCCUAAUAUUAUGCUGCUUGGACAAUCGUCAUCGCAACAGACGAACAUUGACAGUAUCGAUACUGAUGAUUAUUUUUUUGAUUCUGUUAACGAUUUACCAAGUGAUGAAGUAUUUUUAUUAGCCGCCGAUGAUUCGCAACUAGAAUUGGAAAAUACUCUACAACGCGUACAAAAUGUUCUACAGAGUAAUGACAAAUCCUCAAGUCAUUCCAAGCCCCCUCCGUCAUCUUGAAAAUGUUUUUCCUCCACCGAAAAUCGUUCCCUCAUCCCGAUAAGGAAAGCCAUUAUGUUGCUCAACUAAAUUGAUAUUUUUUUAUUAUUUACAAAAUAGGAAUUAACUAGCGGGUUUUAUACUAAAAUACUAAAGAAGAAAAAAAAUCAAAACCCUUCAUAAUCAUGAAUCUCUCCCAAAGAAAUGUAUUCAUAUUUUCAUAGAAUAUAGUAUCGUUAUUUUUU
Chrysoperla carnea is the source of this 3361-nucleotide messenger RNA. RefSeq lists its product as uncharacterized. Gene Ontology annotation, cellular component: nucleus; cytoplasm. Lineage: Eukaryota; Metazoa; Arthropoda; Insecta; Neuroptera; Chrysopidae. The record is from RefSeq and is a predicted model, not a curated record. The transcript is spliced from 5 exons. Gene Ontology annotation, biological process: piRNA processing; siRNA processing; RNA methylation. Gene Ontology annotation, molecular function: RNA methyltransferase activity; O-methyltransferase activity. Bases 195 to 3137 code for a protein of 980 amino acids.